GUCCACCCACUGUCUCCACCUGAUCCCUUAAGCAGUUGCCGUGCAGAUCAGAGAGCAAGAUCAGGUCUGAAGCCCUCAAAGCUACAUUGAUUAAGCACUGCCUUUUCAGUGCUUGGGAGCUGCCAGAGCCACAGACACAAUGAAACCAAAGUUCAACAUCUGGCUGCCUCUUCUAUCUUUCCUCUUUUCAACUUGCACUGCAUAUGAGGUUCCUGUGACCCGUGAUAACUGCUGCAUCUUGGAUGAACGAUUUGGUAGCUACUGCCCCACCACAUGUGGCAUUGCAGGUUUCUUGAAUAAAUAUCAGCCUGAGGUGGAUCGAGAUCUCCGGGUACUUGAACGAAUCUUGCAGCAGAUCUCCAAUUCUUCAGAUUUAACUGACCAAUUGAUCCGUGAGAUUCGGCAAGUGCACAUCCCUGACCCAUCAACAAGGCCAAAUGUGAUUCCAAGGCAUACUCAGAAGUCUAGAGAAAUCAUUGAUGAAAUCAUCAGAUAUGAAAACAUUAUUGUGGGCCAUGAAAGUACAAUUCAGCAACUGACAGAAAUACUGAUAACAAACAAUAACAAGAUUCAACAUUUGAAGCAAAUCAUUGCUCAGCUUGAGUCGCAAUGCCGACAGCCAUGUGCAGACACAGUCCAGAUACAGGAGUUAACUGGAAGAGAUUGUCAAGACAUUGCUAAUAAAGGUGCCCGGCAGAGUGGCCUCUAUUUCAUCAGACCUCACAAAGCUAAGGAGGAUUUUCUGGUCUAUUGUGAAAUCGAUACAUUGGGGAAUGGGUGGACAGUUUUCCAAAGGAGGCUUGACGGGAGUGAAGAUUUUAAUAAAAACUGGAAUCAAUACAAAGAAGGAUUUGGACAUCUGUCACCAAAUGACCAGACAGAAUUCUGGCUAGGAAAUGAGAAGAUUCAUUUAAUAACCACUCAGUCUGCUAUUCCGUAUGCCUUGCGAAUAGAGCUGGAGGACUGGAGUGGCCAAAAAAGCUAUGCAGAUUAUGCCCACUUUAGACUGGGAGCUGAAGCAGAUAAGUAUCGCCUGACCUAUGCCUUCUUUUCUGGCGGUGAAGCUGGAGAUGCCUUUGAUGGUUUUGAUUUUGGAGAUGAUCCAAGUGACAAAUUCUUCACAUCCCACAAUGGAAUGCAGUUCAGUACAACUGACAGCGACAAUGAUAAAUUUGAUGGCAACUGUGCUGAACAGGAUGGAUCUGGAUGGUGGAUGAACAGAUGUCAUGCAGCUCACCUCAAUGGCAAAUAUUAUCAAGGUGGUGCUUACACUGAAAAAGAUGCUGGCCCAAGUGGAAAUGACAAUGGUAUUAUUUGGGCAACCUGGCGUUCUCGGUGGAAUUCCAUGAAAAAAACAGCUAUGAAAAUCAUUCCAUUCAGCCGACUUGCAGUAGUAACAGGACAGCAAACUGGAGGAGUAAAAGAGGUUGGAGAUGUUUAAAAGAACAUUUUUGACAAAGAUUUAACUGGACAAGUUCACAAACUUUUAUAAAAUGCUACUCUGAAGUUCACAUAAACGCUGAAAUUAAGGAUCUGGUACUAAAAUCAAAUCAUUAAAUGCUCAUUUUUUUCCCUGUUCACCAAUGGAAUAAAAGACAUUCAUUGCUCCCAUUUUCCACUGCAGACACAAGUGCAAAAUCUUGCACAAGUCUGUGGAGAACUGAAUAGCUCAGCAGUAUGGCACAUCUAUUCAAAAGCCUGAAUCCUGGCAUUCUUCGGAUUGUCUAUCUGAAUGCAACAAUGGUGGAGCAAUUUCUACAUGUAAGAGAAUCUUCUUCCACAUAGGCAAAAACUGUUCUAGAAUAGAACCACUAUUUGCAGCUAUUUUUCUAUAUUUCUUCUAAAUAUAUAUUUGAAUAAAUAUGAAUUAAUAAAA
Messenger RNA from Rhineura floridana, 1876 nucleotides. It is a transcript of the gene FGG, whose product is annotated as fibrinogen gamma chain. Bases 140 to 1441 code for a protein of 433 amino acids. Gene Ontology annotation, molecular function: signaling receptor binding. The transcript is spliced from 10 exons. The record is from RefSeq and is a predicted model, not a curated record. Gene Ontology annotation, biological process: blood coagulation; protein polymerization; platelet activation. Gene Ontology annotation, cellular component: fibrinogen complex. NCBI's taxonomy places the organism in Eukaryota, Metazoa, Chordata, Lepidosauria, Squamata, Rhineuridae.